CGACAGACUCGCUACAAUACCACACUGCCUCGAUCCUCUUGGCUGCUCAUUUUGCACCACCCACAGCACGUGUUGGUCGAAACGAUCUAGACCCUCUGGCGCAAAUCAAUUGCGCCUAACUAGACUUGACACCUCUCGAGUCCCUAGUGGUCUUGUUUGAUUCCAGAAUCACGACACGUGGUUUGCAGCACACGAACUCUGCACUGCUUGCAGUACCUGCCAGCGAAUACCUGUAGUCUACGCAAUCACAACAUUUGCUAAGCCAUCUUCACAUACGGCUUUCCCAUUCGAACUACUGCAACGGAACACCUCGAACCGCAACCAACGGUACACCUAGGGAUAUAUAACAUCGGAUGAGCUUUAGGGGAGGUGGAGAAGGUGGAGCUGUCGACCAUAGGGAGGGGAACGAGCUGGUAGGGGAGCAACAACGGAAAGAGGGCUCUCUGCAGUGAACACCCCCACCAAGGGAUGAGAGCCUGGAGGGAAUGGAUCCGGAAAGUGUAGCGUUCCAGCCUCGCGACGACUUCUGGCGGUUUCAAAGCGAGAUGUUGCGAGUGCAACAAACUCAAGCUGAGUUGUCAGAUCGCGUCACCCGCUUGGAACGAAAACAAGAUGAUGAUUCCCGCCUAAAGAACGUCUGGGGAACAUCUUCGCCAUUUCCCUCCGUACUGGGUGGUACUCCGCAGCAAGUUCCUCUACAACAGCCCACGGCUGAACACUUUUCCAAUUUCGAUGACGACCAGUCCAGUAACCUCAUCGGUAACCUUCAACUUGACGCCGACGAUGAGCCUCGACGAGUAGGAACGACGUCACGCGCCAACAGCGUUCGCUUUGACGAAACGGCGAAUCACGGACACUGGGCGCACACCUCACGAACAUCACUGGAGCUCUUACCCCGCUCUAGUAGUAGUCUCGGCGGACACGCUUUAAGUGAACGCAGCUACUCUCACAAGUCAGACGGAAGACAGAGUUCAGCUGGUCAGUCUGUUCACUCGGUCACAUCAGGACGGGCCAACAGCCUCACAAGCUAUGGUCCCACAACACUAGUAGAAGUUCCAGGGCUGGCACCUGGUCUGUUCAUACUCGGCUCCGUUCCUUCCAUUAUACGUUGCUGGCUCAACACUAAUUUCAAGCAUGAUACCCUACUGUAUGCGGCUAUUUGUACCGGCUCGCAUACAUCCUUCCUAGAUUUGCAUCUCAUCGAUCACCUGGGAUUUCAGGACCAAAUCACUCAGAACGAUGAUGGCACCAGGAAGAUCAAGUUGACCGUCUAUCUACCGGAAGCUGUGCCCGUCUCGGCGUCCGCUCAGUCUGACAGUCCCGCUCCUCAGCUUCCCUCAGUCACCGUUGACUUCACUAUAGUGGAUGAGUACGACAAGUCCAGGCCCAAGGCUAUUCAGGUUGUCAUUGGUAGCGACCUGCUUCGAGCUCACAAUGCCGACGUGCUCUUCUCUACCAAUCAAUUGAUGAUAUACGACGACGAUCGCUGCAAGCUCCAGAUUCCGCUCGUGCGACCGGAAGAUGAGAACGCUUUCAAGUCUCUGUCUACUUCGCAUGGAAGUCGCUACACCAUCAAGCCAGGUUCGACAUCAAAGAGCGCAGUGGUCGGUCCGCCAACACCAGUCGAACCGAGAGUGAAAUUCAUUGACUCAGCUCAGCCUGAAAGCACAGCUGUACACAAGCUUCAUGACACCGGAACAGUCCUCAGUUCCGAUGAUGGCGAUUCGAGCGGCCGUAGGAGCCUCGAGCAGCGCCCGCACCCCAUAUCGACCACGUUCAAUCGGUCUGGGUCCAAAGACAUGCAGCCGUCGAGUCCCACCGCUGUGACCCGGCCACUACCUGCCACGCUUAGCAGUUGGCGACGUGAUACGAACGAGAAAGCCAGCAGCGGCUCGCUGGAUUGGGCAAACGUGGGUAAAACUACUGCAUCUCCAUCCAGUCAGCAGCGGCGCGAGAUCAAGGUGCUGAGACCCUCAAGGUCGUCUUCACGUACGUUCUCCUCCUCAACUACCGCAGCCGGGACCGGACAGUCGCGCUUCUUUGAUGACGGAAAGAGGAAGGAUGACGCCGAAGCAACGCGCGCACCUGCACCCUCCUUUAGCCGCACAGUGUUUGGCGAGAAAGAGGAGAAUCGACCAGCCGUGACAAAACAGCGGUCUGCCAAUCCAGUGGGCGGUGCAUCUGCUUUCGCAUGGCUCAAGAGCGGAUCGAAAUGAAAGUCGAGCUGUGUCGCCGGCAUUCUCUCGUGUUGGUCCACGCAGG
Molecule: messenger RNA, 2262 nt
Organism: Macroventuria anomochaeta
Lineage: Eukaryota; Fungi; Ascomycota; Dothideomycetes; Pleosporales; Didymellaceae
Exons: 2
Coding region: 486-2216 (576 amino acids)
Source: RefSeq, a predicted model, not a curated record